Messenger RNA from Botrytis cinerea B05.10, 2572 nucleotides. RefSeq lists its product as hypothetical. The record is from RefSeq and is a predicted model, not a curated record. The coding region runs from base 472 to 2235 and encodes 587 amino acids. NCBI's taxonomy places the organism in Eukaryota, Fungi, Ascomycota, Leotiomycetes, Helotiales, Sclerotiniaceae. The transcript has 5 exons.
GGGCGCGAACUUGGUCAGUGGAGUAAGAAAUCCAAUGUUCAUUGUUUCAUUCGAUAUCGGAAACUACGGAGUUACCACCGUUGACCGAAAGGCUUUCUUUCCUUUGCCUUUACCUCAUUCCCAUGAUUUCAUCACGGGAAACCUAUUUAUUUGUCGUCAUCCUGUGGGCAACGUUUCUACCUCCUUCCGACUUCUUUACCCACACAUUUUCCUUUUCGGCGUAAAUACAAGACUAUUCUUCUAGAGCAUCUCUUUCUUUUGUUCCACUAUUUUGUUUUCAUCAUCAGUAUACAUAUCUACUGAACGCCGCACUUGUGAUUUCUUUUCACUUGUCUUUCCCUGUUCCAUUCACCUUGAGAUACCCAGAUACCCCAAUACUCUAUAUUACUUACAUUGUACCCUUUUUCACACUUAACACUUACUUGCCACCAUCGAACCUUCCACUACUAGCACGGUACGAAAUAUAUUCAGAUGCCUUCACAUCUGCGGAACCUCGCAAUAUAUAGCAGUCUGAUAUUGCUCGGACUUGCACCUCUGAUAGCCGCACACGGCGAUGAAGAACCGGAAAUGGAUAUGAACAUGCCAAUGAGUUCGGUAGCCACAGCUAUAUCUACAGCCACAGUUUUGGCCGGCAUGGACAACACCGUGGUGGCUGAACCCUCUAGCUAUUUCCGAUAUUCUGAACAUGGAAGUCUGAUGGUAGCUCACAUUAUACUUAUGACCAUCGGAUGGGUGUUCGUUUUGCCAAUAUGUGUGAUGCUCUCCAUUUCUCGAUCUCGAUUGAGUCUCCCUGCACAAUUCGCGUUUCUGGCUUUGAACGGAGGUGGUCUUCUCUGCAGCAUAAUAUACAAUGCAUCCACUCCGGACCUUUAUCCGAAUAAUUUUCAUCAUAAAUUGGGGUGGUUUUUGAUAUGCGUCGUCACUGCACAAGCGCUAUUAGGGGUCAUCAGUGCCUACGCGGGGCGCAGAGACGAGAAGGGACAGGAGAACUCCGGGUAUAUUCCGGUCUCGAGAGAAGCAAUGGCAGAGCAUACCCGUAUGCACGAACGACCCAAACCCGUUACCAGACUGUCGGAUGAUAGUGGCCAAGGUACUGAACCAAAUACCGAAUCUAUACGAAGCCGAUCGAUGUCUUUGUCUGGAGAUGAUGAAAAUACUCUAAAUGAAUCGGAAAAUGACGAGCUGGAAAAAGUGGGGUUGAUGGAAGGUACCCAGGUGGAUCAAUACUUGUCAAAACGACUUGCGGGAUUACUUUCUGCACGUCUUUUGGGAAUAAUCCGACUUGCAUGUGGCGUUGUGGAUCGGGUAAUCCUUCUCCUGGGUUUUGCUAUUCUCACAUCUGGUUUCGUCACCUAUGGUGGUUUAUUUAAAGGAGCAGAAGUUUACAGUGGUCUUGCGCACUUUAUUAAAGGUGGAGUUUUCUUCUGGUAUGGAAUCUUGACUCUUGGUCGAUGGGCGGGUUGCUUCGCCGAAAUCGGUUGGUCCUGGAAUAUCAAACCUCAUAACGAGCGGCGAUUUACUCCAACCGCUGAGUUCGUGGAAAGUUUCCUUAUUUUCUUCUAUGGCUCCACGAAUGUUUUCUUGGAACAUCUGGCUGCUUGGGGGAGUGCAUGGAGCGCACAAGAUCUCGAACACAUUUCAAUCACCAUUAUGUUUAUCGGUGGUGGACUGUGUGGUAUGCUUAUUGAGUCGAACAAAAUUCGCAACCUUUUGAAUACCACAGUUCAACAAUCAUCAUCUCAAAUGUCAUCCUAUCAUCCAGAAGCUCAAGAACCAAAGUCCUAUAGAUUUUCGAUGAAUCCGAUCCCGGCUUUAGUCGUUUUACUAUUAGGAAUGAUGAUGAGUUCUCACCAUCAACAUUCAAUGGUCUCAACUAUGAUCCAUGGACAAUGGGGAACUCUACUUGUGGGUGCAGCAUUUGCACGUGCCGCUACUUAUGUUGUAUUCUAUCUUUCACCACCAACUUCGAUUCUUCCUGGUAGACCCCCUACGGAAAUCAUUACAGCUUUCUGUUUGAUGGCUGGAGGUUUAAUUUUUAUGGCUAGUAGCAAAGAUACAGUCAAGGCAAUUGAAAUGAAUGAUCUCGAUGCGAUGUUUGUUUUUACCGUUUCCAUGGGUCUCAUCACAUUUUUGAUGGCUUGGAUUAUCUUGGUGGUUGCAAUCAAAGGUUGGGCAAUGAGAAAAGAGAAGAGAUGGGGCAAGAGUAUUGAUUAUGAGGUUGAUGGGACUGCGUAGAAAUAAUGCUGGCGGAUAAUAAUGGUUUUGGGGAAAGAUAUUAUAUAGAUGGGUCAUGAUGUUAUGAAUGGAUGGAUGAGAAAAUGACAAUGGUAAUGCUUAUGAGGGGGGGAUGGAGUUAUGGCGUCAAGAUACCAUGGAUUGUUUGAUAUUUUUGGUUUGGGUUUGGAAUUGGAAUUGGAAUUGGAAUUGAAAGUCUUAAUUGUGAGAAGUGGAAGGCGAGGAGACAUAGACUAUUUGAAUAAUGAGAUUGAAGAUUCGAGAUUGAGGAGUAGCAUAUCUUGUUAUUUAUGCGCAUUCAACGUGAACGCAAAAAUCGUAAAUAGUAUUAGCGACA